This is a messenger RNA of Temnothorax curvispinosus, 681 nucleotides long. Its product is annotated as transient receptor potential cation channel protein painless-like. The record is from RefSeq and is a predicted model, not a curated record. NCBI's taxonomy places the organism in Eukaryota, Metazoa, Arthropoda, Insecta, Hymenoptera, Formicidae. The transcript is spliced from 3 exons. The coding region runs from base 76 to 681 and encodes 201 amino acids. Gene Ontology annotation, molecular function: protein binding.
AAAGAGGUCCUUUUGUAUGGUCAUGAUAUCAUUUUUCGUGAACUACUUAACCCACGGCCCGAAGUAACCGGUAAGAUGAUUCUGGAAGUUUGCCGACUACUGGAAAUAUCGCCACUAGAAAUUGACAAUCAGUUGGAGUAUAUAAAGCUGAUCCUGGGACAGGGAUUUAGGGAAACCGUGGAUGUUCGUUCCGUUGAUGAUAUAGGCAAUACGGCGUUGCAUUACGCUCUCGAGAGAAAUUGGUACGAAGCUGCAACUCUACUUCUCAAGGAAGGCAGUUACCUUGGUCAGGUGAACAUAUUCAACAACGUCGUUAUCGCGGAUAUUCCAGAUUUCAUAUUGUCCAGCUAUUUUAAUGACUGCAUUCAAUUAAAGAAAGAAUGGACGGACGAGUGUACGAUCGAAUUCGACUAUCGUUGCUUGUUGCCGCACGAAAAUUUCACUGAACAGCAAGAAAUUUCGCGAGCGAUUUGUGAAAUGGAAGUAAUUUUGUAUAUCGCCAAUAACGACACUCUCAAACAUUUGUUGAGACAUCCGUUAAUCUCGUCUUUUCUCUGCAUUAAAUGGCAUAACGUUGGUUAUUCCAUGGAUUGGUCCACUUUGAAAAUGGAUCCUAACAUAGUCAAACAUGCUAAGCAGGUUGUCUACGAUAAGAAUGAACUGUCGCGAAUAAUGAUAUAA